GCCAACUGAUGUUUCCGUCUCCUAUUCGGCUGUACCUAGAUGUUACGACAAUAUGAUGGGUAGCAGUCAGCAGUUCUCACUCAGGUGGAAUAAUUACCUGAACCACAUAACUGGUGCCUUUGACACAUUGAGAAAUGAUGAUGAGUUGGUGGACGUAACACUGAGCUGUGAAGGCAAGCGCAUUAAGGCUCACAAGAUGUUGCUGUCUGUCUGCAGUACUUAUUUUAGAGAUCUGUUCAAGGAAAAUCCUUGCCAACAUCCUGUGAUAAUUUUUCGCAAUGUCAAAUUUGAAGACCUGGUGGCUCUGAUAGACUUCAUGUACCAUGGAGAGGUGAAUGUUAUGCAGGAGCAGCUCACUUCCUUUCUGACAACAGCGGAACUGUUGGCAGUGCAGGGCCUCUCUGAGGAUAAGGGCAAGGAGAAGGAGAGGGACAGUAGUCCACUGCCAGAGAGUGAGGUGGACUUGACGGACUCUCCUCCACCACCGCCACCACCACCACCAGUUCAUGAGACUGAAGCCUCUGUCAGUAACAGUGGCCAUAUUGGGCUCUUGCGACACAACAGACAGCGUACGUCGUCUCCGCGAAGUCCCCCUCAGGCUCCGGCUUUUUUUCCCACCACCUCUAAUAUAGAACGACGCCCGGAGUCACCACCUAAUAAACGCCGCCGUUGGUCAUCUACUCAGCAGCCAAUCGCAAAACCUGCUGCAGUGUCUGUGACCAGUAGGAAAUGUGACGAUGAGGGAAGUGGGUCCCCACCACCACCACCACCUUCUCCAGCCAGAAGGUCAGUUACGGAUCAGAACCCAGAAACCACUGAAAUUGCGCCACCCACACCAAACCCUCCCGUCAAAAUGGAAAUGCCCGAUUAUGUUGAUGAAUCUCGGACUCGUGCUGAUCAGGGUCAGAUGUCCAGUGGAACAGCUGUCGAAAAUGACUCUCUUGCGAGCAUGGCACAACUUGUUGCUGCAAAAACUGAGGGUGCUUCAUCACCGACACAAGGAGUGAGUUCGGCUCCGCCAGAUUUGUCAGAUCUUUACGGAGGGAGCUCGCGGGAUGCAGGGGCCACUUCGGACAGCUUGUCUGCUGUUGAACUGUCCCAGAUCCUUGCAAAACCGGGACCGUCGGGAGAAAGCCAGAGCCAAGAUUCUCUGCAGGAUAUGUUGCUGAAGUGUGCACAUGUCAACCGCAAUUCUGCCCCAAGAGAGGUUCACUGUUGCCAGACUUGUGGAAAAACAUUCAGAAAUUAUGAAUCUUUUUGCAAGCAUAUGCCUGUGCAUGAAGGAAAGACUCGGUGCCCCAUAUGCCAAGUGGUACUUUGUCGAACGUCUUACGUCAAACAGCAUAUGGUAACAGUGCACCAUGUUGUUUUGCAACCAGAACCAAACACUAGUGGAUCAGAGUGGACUGGCAGGCAGUGACACUAGGCAGUAUAUCUGUGUUGGUUAGAUAAAUGUGGAUAAAUACAUGAGAAUGUGGGUGUAAUAAUUAGUUGCAAAAAAUAUACAACAUAUUGUGUUUUACAAAAUGUAUAGUGUAUGUAGCUUUUCUGCAUCAUUUUCGUGAAUAUAUUCUAGGUUAAAAUAGUUUGAACAUUUUUAUUGUGUAAUUUAGUUUCAUUAUUUGCAUGUUACAUGAAUCAUAAUAGCGACCUCUCGCUGUGAUUGAAACAAGUCAGUUUUAUAAUUAUCGUACAUUUUCUCGAUGAAAAAAUGGAAAUUUGUGGCCCAUUUAUGUGACUCUCUCUCUCUCUCUCUCUCUCUCUCUCUCUCUCUCUCUCUCACACACACACACACACACACACACACACACACACACACACACAUAUUCUUCUAUGGAAUAGGAGUCAUCAUGAAAGUGUUAUCUGAAGUUAAUUUUAGUAUCUAUGGCCUCACUGGGUAGGUACUCUAAGAUUUUUAUGAAUGAAUAACUCUCUCCUUUCUGUGCCACACUAAGGUUGAGUGAAAGAUAGUGUAAAUAAUUUCUUCUUGUAAUAUAUUUAUGAAUGUUACUGUUGUUAUCAGCCUGUGAUUUAUUAUUGACAACAAAUGCCAUAAGGGAGUAAAUGCACAGUGAGAGUUAUUAGUACACCCAACUGUUUAAAGAACUGUCUACAGGAGCUUCUAGAGUGGACACCACACUUGUUACAAACUUGUGUGUAACAAACAUUUUCUUCCUUGAUGACAAGUUAUAAAAUAAAACAGUGAAAAUAGGAAAAUUAAGCCAACUAUUUGACUAUUUCCUCUCCAAAAUCUGAUAUUAUCCAUAAACCAGAAGUGACAGAGCCGAGAGGUUUAAGACGAUAUGUAUCAUGUGACUUCCAUUCCAGAUUCUUAUUAACGUAAAUAUGUAAGAAUUUAAAAUAUUGUUUUAUUUGUUUACCCUCGUGUUAUCAGGCCUCCUGCAGUACUGAAUUGGUUGUAUUGUGUUCUGUCUAAGUUCAGCAACAGUCCAUUUGCAGAGAACUAGUUAUUAAUCUUCAAGAAAAUAUUAUUUACAUUGUCAAGUUUUUAAUCCUUGCAUGAUAUGCUUAUUGCAUACACGAUAUAAGAUUACUUAAUAUAACAAGAACAAUAGCGGAUUCAGUGUUGUUUCUAGUUGUACACCUGUAGUGAUUAUUCCCAUUUUUGAAGAUGAUGUUUCAAUGUGGAUCCCCCCCCCUGGGUUUCUUAAUUAAACUUUCUUGAUUCUUUUAGUUCGAUAAGAUGAAAAUCAGUUGCCAGCAAGAUUCUUGAUACCGUAGUAUUUGAGCUUCUCUUAAAAAAUAUCUUUUGGCAAUUUUUUUCAUUUCGUUGUUUUGAAAACCUAUCAGAUUUUAUUGGCUGGUACUUUUCAUGCUGUUUCAUCUUAGGAAACACAAUAUGGAUAACUCUUAAGAUUAAUGUGUACAUUGACACAGCUACGUAGGUGAAAUCUUGAGGUAUAAAUAAAUACUGCAGUCACAGAAAUUACACCAAAUGUGUCAAUAACCACAACCAGUAUCUCUCACCUUAGGUAAACUGCUAAUAUAACUUUCAGUGAGCACAAUCUCUGGGGGUAUGGAGUAUUUUUAAUAUUUUGGAAGAUGAAUGAUGACUUGUAAGUAGCCAUAUGAAACUUCCAUAUCUAAACCUUUUAAAAUCCUGAGCAAUACCGACUUUUAAAUCAUUUUCUUGAAAGAAAAACACCUUACUACACUAAAUUUUCGCCUUUUCCAGAGAGUGCCCAUGUAGAGUAUAAUACAUUGGGAUAUUCCAUUCUUUUAUUCUCCUUGAAGUAUGUUGUCAUGUCAUUAUUUUGUGGACUUUAAAUACUAAUAUCUCCUCUUAUGCCUCUGGUAAACAGUUCAGUUCACAAUAUUAAGAUAACCGUCAGUACUCCCAAAAAGGUUAUCUAUCUGCUACAUAAAUUAAUGAAAAAGAAUAUUACCAACUCAGUGUCAACACAGCAAUUUUUUUUCAGUUAGUGUUUUAAGUUAUGCAGUGAAUCCCAAGACUCCAGGGAAACAGUAAGAGAACAAAUUAGAAGCACUGGGGUGUAGAUGUGGAGAACUGUAGUAAAAUGACCUCUGAGACACUGUAAAAAUAAGUCAAUGAAAAAAGGUCACUGAUUUAACAUAAUACAAAAUAGAAAAAUCAAAUUGAUUGGGCAUCUAAUUCAACACAAUAAUUUUUUAAAGAAUACCACUAAGAAAAAAAUCAUGGGAUAGGCACAGAACAUCAAUAUUGCAGAGUGUGAUCAGUGGAAUGAAUUGUAAAAGCUACAACCACAGGUUGCAGAUGGCAAAGAAACACAGAUGAACGCCUGCAGCAGCAACACAUUGUCUUUGGUUAAUGAUGAUGGUGGUCAUUAUCACAAUGAUUUCAGCAAUAUGGACAUGAUGAUAACUGGCAUUACUACAAAAAUUGAUGUAGCUAGUGAUUACUUCUUUAAAAAAUCUAAUUAUGGAUGAAAAUUAUGUUUAUAUGAUUUGGUCACAAGACCUGUGUCAGUUACACAUUUUUUACUCGUACUUUCUCUUUCAUGCUAGGCAACACCAAAGUUUGGCCUCUACAUUUUGUACUGGAAUAGCCAGUUAACAGAAGUAAUUAGUUUUUUUAUAGGGAAGCUAGCAUUACCUAUGGAAAUGUUUGAGGAUAAAUUACUGUGUAGAGUGGCUGUAUGAAAGUAGCUUUCACACUUAAAAUGUUAGCUUGUGAUGGUGUCCUAAAGUUACAGGAAGGCAAAGUAGUAAAACUGUCCAGAAUCAACAGCAUUUUUGAAGAUUAAUCUCAUGACAAAUUUUUUCACUUUUAGUGUGUGUAAAUUGCACACAGAAAAAAAAUACAUAUCAUUGUUUUUGAAACCACAAAAGAAAAAUUUCAAUAAUUUUGUUUGUUGUCAUUAAACAGACCAGAAAUAUAUUUAUUGAAUGUACUCCAGGCCAUAUAUAAAACAAAAAGUCCAAUGAAAACAGUGGAGGUGCUGUGAAAAUACGUCAGUGUUCGAUUUUAGUGUGAUGGUUGGGAUUCAUCUGACAUAUUACAGACACAUAUAGAGAAAUACCUUGUAGGAACAGCUCAUAUCAUUAAGUUUUUCAGGUUGUAAAAUUUUAUCAAAUCUAAAUGAGUCAAGAAAAGUAAAUGCAGAACCAUCAUACCUUCAGUGUCAUUUUUUCCAUGAAUGUAUGCACAAUAAACAGUUACGCUAUGAGGAUUGGUGUUACCAAACUAACAUGCUGUGAUAUUUGCUUUUUUUAUCAAUAUGAGUUGUUGUCGUAAUAGGUUAUACAAUGAAAACAAUAACAGUGUACAACUGAAAAUAAAUCUAGAACUAAGAUACAUUCAUUGAUGAACAAAGAAAGAAGUAAGUUUGGAAAAAUUUAAAAUGUGGCAACAGGAGUUAACUUGUGUUCCAGUGAUUUCCAAGGUGAAUUAGGAGUGUGGUACAGAAAUUUUACAAACCUCUAGUACUUAAUUAAAACGUGUUGUUUCAAUCUAACAGUAUCUUAAGAAUAAAUGUAAUUUUAUAAAGUGCAAAGUAGAGUUAGCUGAUGGUAGCUGUGGAAAUGUAAACACCUUUGUGGUUAUGGGGCUGUAAACAAUAGGGACAGGUAAACUGUAUAGAAGUGUUACAGACAUGAGAAUAAUUAGUACUUUUUGUGUUUACUAAAACAAACAUGUGGUACCUGAAUUUUAUCAAGAGGAUUAUGUUUUAAAUUUCUAUUUUGUUUUACCAGAUCUGCCUUCUGUUUCUGAGUAAUUCUAAUUUUCUCUCUACUAUCCAAACUUGUUCAUGUCUGUUAUGUUGCAAAAUUCUGGUAAAGCAACUUUUAUUUUGAAACUUACUGCUUCAAUCUGGUUGUAUGCAACAGUGCAAAUAAUGAUACAUAAUAGGAGGAGUAAAGCAAACAAGCCACUUUAUUGUUGGGGUGAUCGGUUGACAGGCAUAUAAACAAGACUGAAAACAUUGCUGUUCCAUUUUCAGUGGGAGAGCUCAUGAGAAACUGUAUUUACAUAUUGACACUGAUAAUGAGACAACGGAAAAUCCACACAUCUUUUAUUUUCUGAAACUCAAGUUAAUUCACUAGUUACGUCAAACAACCAAGUAUGUUACUUUUGACAGAUUGGAUGUGGGAGAGUUUGUCUUUCACUUGGAAGUAUUUUAUAACUCAGCUGACAUAUUGUAUUGCACAUAUUUAAAAGGUUCUUAGAGAAAGACUUAAAAUGAUAUAAUUUUCAAGGUGAUAACUGCCAUGCCAGGCAGUGGAAUCCAGCACUGUACAAUAAAAACUGGGGAUUAGAAUGUUUUAUGGUAAAAGUGUGUUGUUACUGUUACACAUUCUUGAAAUGUCCAAGUUAAGUCUUUUACUGGAAUAGGGUUAUCUAAAUUAUAUCGUUCAUUUGAAUAAAAACAUGAAAUGAGCAUUUUAUUACUGCAGUCUAUUGUUUCUUUGUUUUUAAGCAUCAACUCACUCUCAGGCAACCAUUCGUAGAACAGUUGUGACUGUACUAUGAUUGUAAUCUAAACUUGAAUACGUAAGUUGUUGUGAUGUCUUUUAUUCUAAUGCUGUUGAUGAAAUUUCACUUUUGAUACACAUGGAAAUUUUGUUUUCUAGUUGGUGAAAGUUGGAGCAUUAGUAAAUACUGUAAGAUGAGUCUUUGUGUAUUCCUGCAAUGUAUACUUUUAUCUACCAUUGUAUUGUUGUAACUGCAUAAUCAGUUUGCUCUCUCACACCAAACAACAAAAAGAAGUGAUGGUCAAAUUGCUUUUUCACUUAAUAUAUGUUACUCUCACAUGAAACAUACAUUAUACUUUCUGCCACAUUUGUGCAUUGUACACUGAGCAAAGUGAUGCAGUGGUUAGUGUGCUGGAAUCACAUUUUGGAGGAGUGGACUUCAAGUCCCCUUCCAGCCAUCGUGGUUUUGGUUUUACACUGUUUCUGUAAAUUGAUGAAGGUAAAUCAGGCUGUAGUUCAUUACAAAAAUAUUAUUGUGAAUGUCCUUUCCAUGUGUGAGAUAACUUAAAGAAACAUAAAAUUCUGAUUUUGCUGUACUUAAUAAUGUCUUUUUCAAUUUUUUUCCCCACACACAAAUCACUUCUUUCAUCUCUAGCAGUAAUGUGUUGAUGUGAAAAAAGCCCCAUUGCACUAUGGCUGGGAGCCCUUGUUAUGGUACCAGUGUCUCUAUAACUGGUAAUGUCAGUCAGUUCAAAGGUUGGCAGAAUGCAGUAGCAUACCACCUACAAUGUUCAAACCAACCAUAUGCUUGACUCCAUCUCUUCAAUAAGACAUUAAACUCUAAUCUUCAUUUAUUGUGCAAGUGCUUCUUUGCCAGAUCUUUCCUGUGUUGUUUACGUAUUUAUGCAUUUAUUCUACUGAAUUUACUAGUGUAACAUGAAGUAUGCAACCGGUUUGUCAGUUACAAAAUAUAUCUUUAGCAUAUAGAAACAUUAAACUAAAAGCUAUAGCGCAUUGUUAUUGGCUAGAUAUGUACAGACAUAAGCUUAUACAUGAACUUGAAUAAUUUGUCAUACUGUAUCAAAAGGAAAAUUAUCUUGAGAAGACUAUAAAAAUUACAAGGAUACAGACUCGUUGGCCACUGCUUACCUUCAGGACUUGGUAUUCCAGUACAGUUAGCAGAUAUGUUUAGGAGUGCAGACACUUAACCCAGCUUUCAGAACUAUUAGGGAUAGGUCAGGGGUGGGUUACAAAGGAACAGCUGGUCGUUCAGAUUACAGGAUAACAGGGAACCCACCUGUUGUGGGAUAAGGGAAAAUGAUGAUAUUUGUUUCUCCUCGUCCUCCUAACCAGUCCCUUCUUAUCCUGUGGUCUGACUGACCUGCCAUUCCCUUGUAACCUUGCCUGAUCCACCCUUCUUUCCUCCUGGAGGAAACAGCUAUUAGUUGUAGGUUGUAUUUGUAUUCCACCUCCUGAAGGUAAAUUAUGGCAAACCCUCCUGUCUCUGUAAUUUCUAGUACUUUCAUGUAAACAGCUUCUGUUAUGAGAAUAUCAUACAUCUCUUUUGUCUUGGUUUUUUUUUUUUUUAAAAUAUAUAAUCAUAGUGCAGUCACAAUGAUGUAAUUGGAAUUAUUACCCGAUAAUGGACACGGGCUCAAACUACAAGGUGAGAAAAUGUGUGCAGUAAAUUUGUGUAUGUUGUAUGAAUGAUGGUAGUAUUAUAAAAUCCGUUUUUCACACAAUUUCAUAUUAAAACUCAUAGUGACAAUGCUGUGGUGCAGCUAAUCAUUUUCAUAUAUCUUAGGAUAUGUGAAUAUUUUUCUGUUAACAGAGACCCUUGGAUUGAAAUUGUACAGCUUAUACUUAAAUCAUAUCAGUGCUCUGAUAUAAGAACAAUCAUAAUAGUAUCAGUAGAUGCUAUUUAAGUGCAUCCCUAAAAAUUAACUCUUAGCGGCUUUCAAAAAAAAAGGGGGGGGGGGGGGAGGGGGUUGAUGGCUUAGUUUAACACUCUGAGAAGAUUUCUUGACAAAUAAGAGAGUUCAGAGAAAAAGUGAAACCAUUUUCCUGCUCUUCAUUUUACAAAUUAUUUAAAAUUGUGUAGCUGACAUGAUAUUGCAUUUCCUUUCUAUUUGCUAUGUACAUUCUUGUUAAAAUAACAAUUCAUAUAGUUUUGACCAAGUUAGUAAUUUAUAUUUUUAUUUAUUUUUUAUUUCCUGAAUUGUUACUUAAUAGUCCUCACAGUAGUUUAUGCUUGCUGUUUCAACAUAGUGAGUGAGUAAUGCUGCAUUUGUCUGAUUGCAAUAAUAUGCCUGUUAACAAUAACUCUUGUUUUUCCUUACAAUUGAACAUUUUGGAGUUGUUAUCAGUUGCUGAUCAUAAAAAUGGGAAAAGACAUUGUAAAUGCAAUACAGCUUCAGGAAAGUAGUUGAUUAUUGCUAUAUUAGGAGGAAAUUCAUGUACUUAUGAAAAUUAGAUUGUGAAUGUACAAUUACUUUAUUGCUUUGUUGUGAAAACUUACUUUUUUCAUGUAGUGGGCAGUAAUGUUACCAUGCCUUGUGUUCAUGUGUUCAUUUCGAAUCUCUUUCUAUUGAAACUAACAUUGUGCUUGAUGUAAAGCACGUUUAUUGAAUACCUUUCUAUUCAUUUUAUAUCUGUUGAACAGUUGUAUGCCUCCUGUAUUUGGUGACAUGUUCGAUAUUAUGAAUGACAGUUUGAAAGUUUGUUUGUUGGUAGCAGGAUAUUUUGUGUCUAAUGUAAAUACUGUUUUUGUAAUGCAUAAAUAUAUUUCUGAACUAAUACUACUUUUUC
This is a messenger RNA of Schistocerca cancellata (South American locust), 8724 nucleotides long. Its product is annotated as broad-complex core protein isoforms 1/2/3/4/5-like. Gene Ontology annotation, molecular function: protein binding. The transcript is spliced from 6 exons. Gene Ontology annotation, biological process: regulation of transcription by RNA polymerase II. NCBI's taxonomy places the organism in Eukaryota, Metazoa, Arthropoda, Insecta, Orthoptera, Acrididae. Gene Ontology annotation, cellular component: nucleus. Bases 53 to 1420 code for a protein of 455 amino acids. The record is from RefSeq and is a predicted model, not a curated record.